Molecule: messenger RNA, 3756 nt
Organism: Ochotona princeps (American pika)
Lineage: Eukaryota; Metazoa; Chordata; Mammalia; Lagomorpha; Ochotonidae
Gene: SLC12A5
Product: solute carrier family 12 member 5
Exons: 25
Coding region: 411-3614 (1067 amino acids)
Biological process (GO): chemical synaptic transmission; chloride ion homeostasis; potassium ion import across plasma membrane
Cellular component (GO): membrane
Molecular function (GO): potassium:chloride symporter activity
Source: RefSeq, a predicted model, not a curated record
AUGUUUUUGUUGAAGGGGGCGGGCUGGUGAGUCCGAGGUGUGUGGGCAGCACGGAUGUUACUAAUAAUCGCAAUGGUGAUGGUUGCGGUAGCUGCUUCUGCAUGCUGCGUACACUGCGUGCCCCUCAUUUCCUUGAACUCCCACCACCCUACCGGCUGAGCAGGUCAUGCCCCUUGACAGAGGAGGAGGCUGAGGCUCGCAGAGUUUAGUGGUUUGCCCACUGAGAGAACGGAUCCAGGUCCCCUGAGCUCGGUUCUUUUGGCUCUCCUUCCCCUGGCUCCUCCUGCCCCCUAAGUCCCUGCAGUCUCCAUCCUGGUGUGGUGGAAACAGGUGAUGGCAACCCCAAGGAGAGCAGUCCUUUCAUCAACAGCACCGACACAGAGAAGGGGAAGGAGUAUGAUGGCAAGAACAUGGCCCUGUUUGAGGAGGAGAUGGACACGAGCCCUAUGGUCUCCUCCCUCCUCAGUGGCCUGGCCAACUACACCAACCUGCCCCAGGGGAGUAGGGAGCACGAAGAAGCUGAGAACAAUGAGGGCGGAAAAAAGAAGCCGGUGCAGGCCCCACGCAUGGGCACCUUCAUGGGCGUGUACCUGCCGUGCCUGCAGAACAUCUUCGGAGUCAUCCUCUUCCUGCGGCUCACCUGGGUGGUGGGCAUCGCAGGCAUCAUGGAGGCCUUCUGCAUGGUCUUCAUCUGCUGCUCCUGUACAAUGCUCACGGCCAUUUCCAUGAGCGCCAUUGCCACCAACGGUGUUGUGCCUGCUGGGGGCUCGUACUACAUGAUCUCUAGGUCUCUGGGCCCGGAAUUUGGGGGCGCCGUGGGCCUUUGCUUCUACCUGGGCACGACCUUUGCUGGGGCCAUGUACAUCCUGGGAACCAUCGAAAUCCUACUGGCUUACCUCUUCCCAGCUAUGGCCAUCUUCAAGGCAGAAGAUGCCAGCGGGGAGGCAGCCGCCAUGUUGAACAACAUGCGAGUGUAUGGCACCUGUGUGCUCACUUGCAUGGCCACCGUGGUAUUUGUGGGCGUCAAGUACGUCAAUAAGUUUGCUCUGGUUUUCCUGGGCUGUGUCAUCCUCUCCAUCCUGGCCAUCUAUGCCGGGGUCAUCAAGUCGGCCUUCGACCCACCCAAUUUCCCGAUCUGCCUCCUGGGGAAUCGCACACUAUCUCGCCAUGGCUUUGAUGUCUGUGCCAAGCUGGCUUGGGAAGGAAAUGAGACCGUGACCACACGGCUCUGGGGCCUUUUCUGCUCCUCCCGCUUCCUCAAUGCCACCUGCGAUGAGUACUUCACCCGGAACAAUGUCACUGAGAUCCAGGGCAUUCCUGGCGCUGCCAGUGGGCUCAUCAAAGAGAACCUCUGGAGCUCCUACCUGACCAAGGGGGUGAUUGUGGAGAAGCGCGGGAUGCCCUCAGUGGGCCUGGCAGAUGGCACCCCUGUUGACAUGGACCAUCCGUAUGUCUUCAGUGAUAUGACCUCCUACUUCACUCUGCUGGUUGGCAUUUAUUUCCCCUCUGUGACAGGGAUCAUGGCUGGUUCCAACCGCUCUGGUGACCUGCGGGAUGCUCAGAAGUCCAUCCCCACGGGCACCAUUCUGGCCAUCGCCACCACCUCUGCUGUCUACAUCAGCUCUGUUGUCCUGUUUGGGGCCUGCAUUGAGGGGGUCGUCCUACGGGACAAGUUUGGUGAAGCUGUGAAUGGCAACCUCGUGGUGGGCACACUGGCCUGGCCAUCUCCCUGGGUCAUUGUCAUUGGAUCUUUCUUCUCUACCUGUGGGGCCGGGCUGCAGAGCCUCACAGGGGCCCCUCGCCUGCUGCAGGCCAUCUCUCGGGAUGGCAUAGUGCCCUUCCUGCAGGUCUUUGGCCAUGGCAAAGCCAAUGGAGAGCCAACCUGGGCGCUGCUGCUGACGGCCUGCAUCUGUGAGAUUGGCAUUCUCAUCGCCUCCCUCGACGAGGUCGCCCCCAUCCUCUCUAUGUUCUUCCUGAUGUGCUACAUGUUUGUGAACUUGGCCUGUGCAGUGCAGACUCUGCUGAGGACCCCCAACUGGAGACCGCGCUUUCGAUAUUACCACUGGACCCUGUCCUUCCUGGGCAUGAGCCUCUGCCUCGCCCUCAUGUUCAUCUGCUCCUGGUAUUAUGCAUUAGUGGCCAUGCUCAUUGCUGGACUCAUCUAUAAGUACAUCGAGUACCGCGGGGCAGAGAAGGAGUGGGGUGAUGGGAUCCGAGGUCUCUCUCUCAGCGCUGCUCGUUAUGCCCUCUUACGCCUGGAGGAGGGGCCCCCACACACCAAGAACUGGAGACCCCAGUUGCUGGUGCUGGUGCGUGUGGACCAAGACCAGAAUGUGGUACACCCUCAGCUGCUCUCCUUGACCUCCCAGCUCAAGGCAGGCAAGGGCCUGACCAUCGUGGGCUCUGUCCUUGAGGGCACCUUCCUAGACAAUCAUCCGCAAGCCCAGCGGGCAGAGGAGUCCAUCCGGCGCCUGAUGGAGGCGGAGAAGGUGAAGGGCUUCUGUCAGGUGGUGAUCUCCUCUAACCUGCGUGAUGGUGUGUCCCACCUCAUCCAGUCCGGAGGCCUCGGUGGCUUGCAGCACAACACGGUGCUUGUGGGCUGGCCCCGCAACUGGCGGCAAAAGGAGGACCACCAGACCUGGAGGAACUUCAUCGAGCUAGUGCGGGAAACCACCGCUGGCCACCUGGCCCUGCUGGUCACCAAGAAUGUGGCCAUGUUUCCUGGGAACCCUGAGCGCUUCUCGGAGGGCAGCAUCGAUGUUUGGUGGAUCGUUCACGACGGUGGCAUGCUCAUGCUGCUACCCUUCCUGCUGCGGCACCACAAGGUGUGGCGCAAGUGCAAGAUGCGCAUCUUCACCGUGGCCCAGAUGGAUGAUAACAGCAUCCAGAUGAAGAAGGACCUGACCACCUUUCUCUAUCACUUACGCAUCACUGCGGAAGUUGAGGUGGUGGAGAUGCACGAGAGCGACAUCUCGGCUUACACCUACGAGAAGACGCUGGUGAUGGAGCAGCGCUCUCAGAUCCUCAAACAGAUGCACUUAACCAAGAAUGAGCGGGAGCGGGAGAUCCAGAGCAUCACGGACGAGUCUCGAGGUUCCAUCCGGAGAAAAAAUCCAGCCAACACCCGGCUCCGCCUCAACGUCCCAGAAGAGACAGCAGGGGACAGUGAAGAGAAGCCGGAGGAAGAGGUGCAGCUGAUACAUGACCAGAGUGCUCCCAGCUGCCCCAGCAGCUCUCCGUCCCCAGGAGAGGAGCCCGAGGGGGAGGGAGAGGCAGACCCUGAGAAGGUGCAUCUCACCUGGACCAAGGACAAGUCGGUGGCCGAGAAGAACAAGGGCCCCAGUCCCGUCUCCUCCGAGGGCAUCAAGGACUUCUUCAGCAUGAAGCCGAACCAGUCCAACGUGCGGCGCAUGCACACGGCCGUACGGCUGAAUGAAGUGAUCGUGAAGAAGUCUCGGGAUGCCAAGCUGGUUCUGCUCAACAUGCCCGGGCCUCCGCGCAACCGCAACGGGGAUGAGAACUACAUGGAAUUCCUCGAGGUCCUCACGGAACACCUGGACCGCGUGAUGCUGGUCCGCGGCGGCGGCCGCGAAGUCAUCACCAUUUACUCCUGAGGGCCAGGAGCUGCGCCCCCUCCCGCCGGGCCCAAGCGCGCCCGGCCCGCGCCCCCCGCAGCUGUCACCGUUUACAUACAGACCCCCGUGCCCAUGCCCUGGCUCCCCUACCCCGCCGCCUGAAGCCCGAGGCCACGCCCGG